Messenger RNA from Leptosia nina, 630 nucleotides. The record is from the annotation of a GenBank genome assembly. Lineage: Eukaryota; Metazoa; Arthropoda; Insecta; Lepidoptera; Pieridae.
AUGCCUACAUUCAAAUGCGUGCUGGUCGGCGAUGGUGGUACUGGAAAAACUACGUUUGUAAAAAGGCACUUGACUGGAGAGUUCGAGAAACGAUAUGUCGCCACACUCGGAGUUGAAGUACAUCCUUUAGUAUUCCAUACAAAUCGAGGCCCUAUAAGAUUUAACGUGUGGGAUACGGCUGGACAAGAGAAAUUCGGUGGUCUAAGAGAUGGUUAUUAUAUCCAAGGUCAAUGCGCUAUCAUUAUGUUCGAUGUAACCUCUCGUGUCACCUACAAAAAUGUACCAAACUGGCACAGAGAUUUAGUCAGGGUGUGUGAAGGCAUCCCCAUUGUACUGUGCGGCAACAAAGUAGAUAUCAAGGACAGGAAAGUCAAAGCCAAAACUAUUGUGUUCCACAGGAAAAAGAAUUUACAGUACUAUGACAUUUCUGCAAAAUCAAAUUACAACUUCGAAAAGCCAUUCCUGUGGUUAGCAAGGAAGUUGAUUGGUGAUGGAAACCUAGAAUUUGUGGCCAUGCCCGCUCUUGUCCCACCAGAAGUUACUAUGGAUCCACAAUGGCAGAACCAAAUCGAAAAGGAUCUUAAGGAGGCACAGGACACUGCACUGCCCGAAGAAGAUGAAGACUUGUAA